AUGCCACAAUCUGAAUACGCCUUUUUGGUAGAUAGGGGGAACCAAAAAGAGAUGAAUUUAAUACAGAACUUCACCAAGGAUGAAGCCAAUAUGAACAAUCAAAUAUCUUCACGAUCAUCAACUGUGAAAUAUGUUGAUUUUGAGGAGAAAACAUAUACAGUUGAUUCAACAGGUGCCACCAUUAGUUCAGGAUCUAGUGUCUCAUUACUUCACCAAUAUUGCUCCAAACUCCCACACGAUGAAUUCUUCAACCCUAAGCCACGGCUAUAUUUCUUUGAUGAUGCGGAGGGAACGGUUUGUUACAUAUAUCUUCCCGCAAAUGCCCCUAUCCACCAAGUCAUAAGUUUGCCUCAACCAUCUCGUGAAGCUGCAAAAAAAGACGCCUGUUUAAAAGCAUGCCAACAGUUGCAUCAAUUGGGUGCCUUAACCAACUACCUCUUACCUGAUGAUGAAGUUGAUGAAGACACCCAAGAUUCUUCUGAUUCUGAUUCCGAUGAAGAGGAUAACUCACGAAGAGAGCUCCAUGAGAUGCUUGUUCCCUCUGCUCUUCGAGAACCCUGGAUUAAAUCCAAACGUACAAUGAUUCGUCUCAACUCCUACUUUAUAAAAUUUAGCCCUUUCCCUGCUGAUAGACUUUAUAAAGAUUUUGGUCUUUUUUUAAAAGCACCAAUCCCUCAAGAGGCUGAAAGAAUGAAACUUGAUCUCCAUUUGGCUAAGGGUCGAUCUGUCUUAACCGAAAUCGUCCCAUGUGGCGCCUCCACAUUCAACAACAACGAGAUUGUGCUAGCGGAGAGGUUCCAAGAGAUGUGGCUAAAGGCGAUAGUGGACAAGUCGGAUUUUGCUUCCAAUUUUGUCCCUUUAGGAAAAGAUGAUGUCAGCAAUUCCGUCUCGACAUUCUACUUAAUGCUACCUGUGACUGUUGACCGAGGAGGAUCGAUGAGUGUUGACUGGAAGCUGAUUACAAGAUGUUUAUCAUCACCGAUUUUUAAAUCUCCACGAGAUAUUGCAUUUGAUCAACAUCAACCUUUUUGUUUGGAUGAUUGCUUGUAUCUUGCAAAUGGGCCCACACGGAUCAAUGACAUAGUGAAUAGUUUGGCUUAUGUUCCAUGCAAAGAUACUUUUUUCUUUGUCUCGGAUGUUCUUCAUGAGAAGGACGCGUUCAAUCUUUUUAAAGAAGACACAAAUUAUGUCGACCACUAUGCGGAAGUAUUCGGCAUCAAAAUGUUGCACCCCAACCAACCUCUUUUAAAAGCCAAACAACUCUUUCGAUUGGACAACUUGUUGAGGAAGAGAGGGAAUUCUGAGCCACGAGAAAAGGAGGAGCAUUUUGUAGAGAUACCUCCUGAAAUAUGUGUUGUGAAAAUUCUUGGUUUUUCAAAGGACAUUGGAAGUUCAUUGUCAUUAUUGCCUUCAAUUGUACACCGAUUGGAAAGCUUUCUUGUUGCAAUUGAACUGAGGCAUAGGCUCUCUGCUUCAUUCCCAGAAGGCUCACAAGUUUCUGCAGAUCGCAUUUUUGAAGCAAUUACUACAGAGAGAUGUAAUGAACGGUUUUCUCUUGAAAGACUUGAAGUGUUAGGUGAUGCGUUUCUCAAAUUUGCAGUUGGUAGACACCUUUUUUUGUUGAAUCAUGCCCUUGAUGAAGGACAACUAACGAGAAAACGUUCCAAUAUGGUUAACAAUUCCCAUUUAUUCAAGCUUGCAUUAUCCAACAAUCUGCAUGUUUACGUACGUGAUCAACCAUUCGAGCCUUUCCAUUUCUACCCUUUGGGUCGAAGAUGUUCGAAAAUAUGCACAGAAGCCACAAGAGUCAGCAUCCAUUCUUCACAUGAGAGCAAUUUAACCACAGGUGUAACCACUGAAGUUAGAUGCAAUAAAGGUCAUCAUUGGUUACAAAAGAAAACCGUUGCAGAUGUUGUGGAAGCUCUUGUUGGAGCUUUUAUAGUUGAUAGUGGUUUUAAAGCUGCAAUUGCUUUUCUUAAGUGGAUUGGUAUCCCAGUGGACUUCAAAGACUCUCAUGUUGCUAAUAUUUGUGCUUCCAGUGCUAUCUUUACUGCACUCAGUGAUCAAAUUGACAUUCCUACCCUUGAAAGUCUUUUAGGGUAUCGCUUUCAUCAUAAAGGUCUUCUCUUACAGGCCUUCUUACAUCCAUCUUACCAUAACAAUUACGGUGGCUGCUAUCAGAGAUUGGAGUUUCUUGGAGAUGCAGUAUUGGAUUACUUGAUCACCUCUUAUCUUUAUUCGGUAUACCCAAACUUGAAACCCGGUCAACUCACCGAUUUAAGAUCCCUUUCAGUCAACAAUAAUUCAUUUGCGGGUAUUGCUGUAAAUCGAUCUUUCUACACAUAUAUGCUAUGUGAUUCCAAUAGUCUUGUCAUGUCUGUGGAUAAAUAUGCCAAAUUUUUCAAGACUUCUGCAUCAAAAAAUGGUGUAGUAGAAACCGUAUCAUGUCCUAAGGCUCUUGGUGAUUUGGUGGAGUCUUGUGUUGGAGCCAUUCUUCUUGAUUCAGGGUUUGAUUUGGAUGUGGUUUGGAACAUAAUGAUCUCGUUUCUUGAUCCUGUGAUGAAAUUUUCCGCAUUGCAGCUUAAUCCUGUUAGAGAACUUCAAGAACUUUGUCAAUAUUAUAAUUGGGAAUUGACGUUUCCGUCCCUAAAGAAAGACGGGGCGUUUACGGUUGAAGCAAUUGUUGAUGGAAUUGAAGUUAGUGACGCUGCUUCUGCUACAAAUUUUAAUAAAAAAACCGCCAAGAGAAUCGCGUGUCAGAAACUGUACUUGUCGUUGAAGGACAAAGGUUAUAAGACGAAAGUGAAAUCGUUAGAGGAAAUCUUGAAAUCGAGUAAAAAAAUGGAGGCGAAAUUGAUUGGAUACGAUGAAGUCCCGACAGAUAUUGACGUUUCACGUGCCAAUCAAGCUGUGGACUUGAACUCGGAUAAAGUUAGAAAUAUUCCCAUAGAAGGGCAUUCUCGUCAUUUAAAUUCUUCGGUUAAAAGCAGUAGCAGUAUUAGACGGUUGUCACAGCCCACACCUCAAAGAAGCCCUUCUUCCUCAGACGUCAGUGAUAGCAAUUCACAAGCUCCUUCAGGUGAUGGGGUGAAGAAAUCAUCGGCAAAAUCACAUUUAUAUGAAAUUUGUGCUAUCAACUGUUGGAAACCACCUUUGUUUGAAUGUUUCCAAGAAAUGGGACCCGCCCACCUCAAACAGUUUGCAUUCAAAGUGACAGUGAUAAUUGAAGAAGCCUCUAAUACAAUCUUGGAGUGUGUAGGAGAUCAUCGUACUAAAAAGAAAGAUGCAGCUGAGUUUGCAGCUCAAGGGGUAAUUUGGUACUUAAAGCAAGUCGGGUAUUUACAAAAUUAGGAUCCGGUAUUUUUCUAUUGUGGUCAAUGUAUGCAUAUAUAUAAAACUGGAUGUAGUGUAGUGAUAGUUAUGACUUGUGUGAGACAAAGGGUAUACAUAUAGUAUAGAGCCCUGUAUACACACACAAAGUCGAGUGUACCAUUUAUGAAGCUGUAUGCCUAAUCUUCAUACAAUUAUGAAUGAUGUGAUGUGUUGUCUGCCUUCUUGUGUAUUGGAAGAAGUAGUUAAAAAGUGUUUUUGG
This is a messenger RNA of Lactuca virosa, 3592 nucleotides long. The record is from the annotation of a GenBank genome assembly. NCBI's taxonomy places the organism in Eukaryota, Viridiplantae, Streptophyta, Magnoliopsida, Asterales, Asteraceae.